ACCUAUGAAUCCAUCACAUGCCUCACCACUUGAUUCUCCUUUAGGGUUCUUCACAUUCCCAAACCCCACCGCAGCAGCACACAUUUUUUCUGUGAAAUCAUGGCCAAUGUAUCCAGGAUUCACAGAGAAUUGAUGCAAUUCAACAAAGAUCAAAGCAUUUUAGGCAUGAGUUUAAUGCCGGAUGAUCAGGAUAUUCGCCACCUCACUGCAACCAUUCCCGGCCCUCUCUCCACCCCUUACGAAGGCGGAAUCUUCCAUCUUGACAUCACUUUACCUGAUGGGUAUCCCUUUGAGCCUCCUAAAAUGAGGUUUACUACAAAAGUUUGGCAUCCAAACAUCAGUAGCCAAACUGGAGCAAUUUGUCUUGAUAUUCUAAAGAACAACUGGAGUCCAGCGCUAAACCUAAAAACUGCUCUGAUUUCUUUACAAGCUCUGUUGUCAUCCCCAGAACCCAAUGAUCCCCAAGAUGCUGUUGUUGCCAAACAGUAUAUUGGUGAUUAUGCUACAUAUGUUGCUACAGCUCGGCGUUGGACGGAGGAUUUUGCCAAGGCUUCAUCUGCUGGGUUCAGUGAGAAGGUGCAGAAGCUCGUUGAAAUGGGGUUUCCAGAACCAUUGGUAAAGAAGACAUUGGAAGCUGUAGGGGGUGAUGAAAGCAUGGCUCUAGAAAGGCUGUGUCCAAAAUAGAAGCACCAUUUAUAAAGGCUGUGCCCAGAAUAGAAGCACCAUUUAUAUAUAUGUGCCUCUUUUGUAUAGUCGAUUCCCUGAUUUAAUCUCUCUCUUAAUAGCUGUUGUUACAUCCUUAAAACAGGAAAAGAGAGAGUCGAGAGCCAAAUGGAUUGAAAUUUUAGUUUGGAACUGACUUCUUUCUAAAAUCCUGUAAAUCUAGAAAUGUUGCUCUGUUUAUAAAUUGAAGUCUUAUAUAGACGGAUUCAGUGGC
Molecule: messenger RNA, 937 nt
Organism: Cynara cardunculus var. scolymus (artichoke)
Lineage: Eukaryota; Viridiplantae; Streptophyta; Magnoliopsida; Asterales; Asteraceae
Product: ubiquitin-conjugating enzyme E2 27-like
Exons: 5
Coding region: 100-684 (194 amino acids)
Molecular function (GO): protein binding
Source: RefSeq, a predicted model, not a curated record